Verticillium dahliae VdLs.17 is the source of this 1719-nucleotide messenger RNA. RefSeq lists its product as uncharacterized. Lineage: Eukaryota; Fungi; Ascomycota; Sordariomycetes; Glomerellales; Plectosphaerellaceae. The record is from RefSeq and is a predicted model, not a curated record. The transcript has 2 exons. Bases 1 to 1719 code for a protein of 572 amino acids.
AUGCUUCCUCCGCAGAAGUCUCCAGCCAUCAUCUGCGCUGAGAAUAUCGCUCUUUUGCAAUUCCUCCACGAUGUCCCAGCCCGGCCAUCCAACAAAAGUCUUCUUGAGGCCUCAAAAAGUGAUGGUCAAUUGCCGCUUUCGCUCGAGCAUGAACGGCAGCUCACGGGUAUCCUAGCGGCACUCUCUUCGAUCCGCGAAGACGUCGCCCUAGUUACCGCUGUUGCCAUCCGGCAGUUCAACACGCCUGGCAAACACCAUCCAACCUCACUCGAGGUUCUUGUGGCAGUGAACAAAUCAAAGCCAUCCGACGGAGAUGGCUAUCUGGGCUCAGUGUGUGAUGGCUUUAGGCGUAUAUUUGACACUCUCUCCCACGCCACCAGAGAUGGAACCCGAAGGCUCAUAGCGGCUUUCAACCAGUUCGAGAAACACCAGACAGAUGCACAGCUCCUGUUGCUUGUUGAGGAGAUAGACACCUGGACACGAAUGGGAGACUUAUUCGAUGUGUUCCGCGGGGUCCCAUCCUCUGCAUUGAAUGGUGCUUCCUGUGAAGACUACAGAAGGAUUUUCAACAAGAUUGGCCAGUACCGUACCGCCGCUCGCCGGCUAUACCGUUUGACCCGAAAGGUCGACGCCUUGCGCAGUGUUACGAUCAAGCCCGUCUGUCUCGGGCCUGGUGCCUUUGUCCGUCCUGACACGACAGGAUACGUUCCAUCUCUUGUCGACACACUGAGCAGACUAUCGGCCAAAAAGACGAAGAAAGGCCUUGCUGCCACAUUGUGCAAUUGUAUGGGGAAAGCCCCUCUCUUAGCAGAGCAUGACUUUACCCGAAACACGUUCCGGAUUCUCGCCGAAUCUAGAAUCCACGCUGAAGUCCAAAUACUAGUGUACUUGAAGAACCUACCUACCAUUGAGCUCUCCAACACCAGAGUGAUCCAGUCGAUGAAGAAGGCCUGCUUCUUAUGCGACGAAACAUUGGCACUCAAUAGGAGUCUCAGCGUCCCAAAGAGUCAUGGACGCCUAUAUUCGGGAUGGAGAAUGCCCUCACUGCCGGGUUUCAAGCAUCUCCAACUCCAGCUCAAUGAAUCACUCGAGCGAAUUGCUCGUAGAAGCAUUGAGAUGGUGUUACAGAAAAGGCAGACGAUUGCCCUGGCCCACCCUGUUGAGAGCACUGCCCUAACAGUGUCAGAGGUCGCAGUCACCGAGGCAGAGGCUUUGAGUGCUGUCACAACAUCCCCUGGGCCUGAGACGCUGGCACAAGUUCAAGGCCGCAAGGUGCUGCGAGGCCCUGCGGACGACGGUGCUAGGGACGCAUCAUCUGCUGAGUCCGAGGCGGACGUGGCCACAUCGGUGAUGACAACUUCCCCCGGGGACACGCCAAGCAGCGUUUCCCAAGACAAAAAGAACCGUCUCUCAAAUCAGCAGCCUUUGUUCUUUUUGUGCCCUGGUGAGACGUCAUUGAUCCACACAUUCGGGAGCUCGGAAGUAACGAUUGAGUAUGCCACGGGCCCCGAUCAUCCAAAACCAGGCUUUCCACUCCUAUAUCACAUUCAACAACUAGACGAGAAACACGUCGACACAUUGAAGAGCCAGAAGACGUGUUUCUUCGAUGUCAUGUCCCUUGAAAAGGGUUCUGAGGUCAUACUACCGGGGUCCUCACCGUUUUAUAUCGAAAUAAACGAUACUAUCGUUAAGUUGACUUUUCAAGAUCGCGAUACAUAG